GACACGCGGUCGCAGAGAGGAGAGGAACGAGUGUGGUAGCGAGCUUCAUCGCAGUUGAAUUAGGAAAGGACAGGAGCGUUGGUGUAAGUAAAAGAGAGACUGUAGUCGGAAGGGGAGCCUCAGCGAGGAGGUGUGGAUGGAGGACGAAAAGGUGGCCUUUUUAUUUGGUGAGUGCGCACCCGAAACGGAGAUUUCAGGUCUGCACUGGAGAAUGAUGGAAAGAAUGCGUGUUAGGGGACUGUACGUCGCCGAGGGCCGCAUUGGCGAACAGGGUUUUGCCACAGAAGGCGCAACUAUUGGUGCCCUAGGAUGACAACCAAUAGCGAGCAACGUAGCCACAGACUGCACUCGAGGAAUAGCGCGAAAGUCGCAAGGAAGUCGAAGCCAUAGCACGGAAUUCCUCCGCGGAUGUCCUUGAACGCCCAUAUCGUGUUCUUUCUCGCUUCCGAAUGCGGACAUUGCGUGUAGUGAACGCAGAGAUUCUCGGGUCCGC
Postia placenta MAD-698-R-SB12 is the source of this 493-nucleotide messenger RNA. RefSeq lists its product as hypothetical. Lineage: Eukaryota; Fungi; Basidiomycota; Agaricomycetes; Polyporales; Adustoporiaceae. The transcript has 2 exons. Bases 137 to 313 code for a protein of 58 amino acids. The record is from RefSeq and is a predicted model, not a curated record.